Lepidothrix coronata (blue-crowned manakin) is the source of this 660-nucleotide messenger RNA. It is a transcript of the gene PSMG4, whose product is annotated as proteasome assembly chaperone 4. The record is from RefSeq and is a predicted model, not a curated record. The transcript has 3 exons. NCBI's taxonomy places the organism in Eukaryota, Metazoa, Chordata, Aves, Passeriformes, Pipridae. Bases 85 to 465 code for a protein of 126 amino acids. Gene Ontology annotation, biological process: proteasome assembly.
CCCGGGGCGGGCCGGGCCGAGCCGAGCCAGGGCGCUCGCUCGGGCCUUGCGUGCUCAGGCCUGGCCGCGCCGGGAGAAGGGCCCAUGGAGGCGGGGAGCGGCAGCGGAGCGGCGGCGGGGGGCGGCAUCGCCCUGCACGACUUCAGCGGGCAGCUGGGAGAGCAGCGGGUGCACUUCCACGCCAUGCGGCUGCGGGACUCGCUCUUCCUCUGGGUGGGCGCCGCGCCCGCCCUCGCCAGCCUGGCCGUGGCCAUGUGCAGCCCCCGUGACAGCAUCCCGGUGGCCGCCUCGCUCCUCGGGGACCCUUCCGACACCGCCUCCUCCUGCCUGGCGCAGCGCUUGGCCAGCAAGACCAAAAAACAGAUAUUUGUCAGCUACAAUCUUCAAAACACAGACAGCAAUUUCACCUUACUCAUAGAAAACAGGAUCAAAGAAGAAAUGACAGCUUUUCCAGAGAAGUUCUGACUUUGCAUCAUUGUAAAAUAAGAUGAAUUGUUUCAGAAAAACUGAUGGAAAUUUUCACACUGACAUUAAAUUAGUAUAUUUGUUUUGUAUUAUUUUGAUUGCAUUUGUGGUUGUUAUUAAAUAUAGAUGGACAUAGAUACAACUGGACCUGGAAUUUAUUUUUUUGCAAAUAAAAUUUGAAUUUGAAAUUUCAAA